Molecule: messenger RNA, 2430 nt
Organism: Anastrepha obliqua
Lineage: Eukaryota; Metazoa; Arthropoda; Insecta; Diptera; Tephritidae
Exons: 7
Coding region: 1-2430 (809 amino acids)
Source: RefSeq, a predicted model, not a curated record
AUGGAAUGCAAAAGAGUGGGACUGCAGGUAGCAGUGAGAACGCUUGAAAUAAAUAUUUACGGUUUAUGCCAAAUUGUGAAAAGUACACAUACAACAAUAUUGAACACAGAUAUUUAUAGCUGUUUUGUUCCGCUGCAGCAGUUGAUGCGCUUGACAGUAUUUUUAUUGGUACUAAAUAUUUGCUGCACGAAUUCUAUACCACGGCUGGCGCAAGCAGCACCUAGUCUCGCCUUGCACAAUUCAAAUUUGACCACAACCGAAAUGCAUAGUACCGCUCCCGCUUGGCCAGCCAGUCUGCAACAUAUUGAUAUUUGGAAUGCGGCAGAGCAAUCGAAUAGGGUGGUGAGUGGGCAAGACUCCGCGGAAGAGUCGGAGGUGCUGCUGCUACAGGCGCACGACGCCUUGCAAUAUGUUGGCACAAACUUCGAUGCUUCUUUGUUAAAUAUUGCUGCCACUGGCGUUGGUGAUGCUGAAACUGAUGUGCCGCUUGAAGGAGCUACCGCGGCCAAUCGUACGCAAAUGCAGCAGAAGCUGGGCGGCCAGCAAAAGCGUGGAGCCUCCAUGAAUACCAUUGAAAAACACUUGGGAAACCAUACGAUAUUUGCACUGCCAAACAAUCGUCAAAAUCGCGUGAUCCACCUUUUCCCUGUACCUGUGGAUGGCGAAUGCCUUUCCGAUGAUGGCCGACGCACUGGCAACUGCUUCAAUGCUUACGAAUGCCGCGCCAAAGGUGGCACCGCGAAAGGCGAGUGUGCCAUGGGAUUCGGUGUAUGCUGUAUAUUCAUCGCCAGCUGCAACACCACCAUCAGCAACAACAUCACCUACUUGGUGUCACCACAAUUCCCCAGUUUCAUGCCAAGCAAUUACAGUGCGCCUUGCAACUUUAAAAUCCAACUGAUGGGCAAUGAAGUCAGCCAGCUGCGCAUAGAUUUCUAUCACUUUUCAAUGGGACAACCGAAUCGACGCACUGGCAUCUGUGAUGGGGAUGUGUUCGCUGUGAACGGCGGACCAAGCGGCGAGCUGACACUGUGUGGACAAAAUAGCGGUCAGCACGUUUAUUAUGAAGUCGGCGGCGCCGCAGCUCCCCGUCAAACACUCUUUGGCAACCUGCGUCCACUCACCUUCAGUCAGCUCUAUCCGAACAGCAGCGGCAACGUAAUGCCAGUAAUCGAGCUCAGCAUGAACUUCACGCAACGAUUCCAGCCCAUACGCCUCUGGGAGAUACGCAUUGCGCAAAUUCCCUUCAGCCAACGCGCGCCAGUCGGCUGUUUGCAAUACCACACCGGCACUGAGGGUAUCAUACAGACUUUCAAUUUCGCUGAAAACGGGCGGCAUUUAGCCAAUCAGAAUUAUCGCAUCUGCAUGCGUCAGGAACAAGGCAUGUGUUCGAUUAUGUAUCAGCCAUGCGAUGAGCAAUCGUUUCGUAUUGGACCAAGCAGUGCCGGUGAGCCUGGCAUGUUAAAUAUGGGCGCGUCUCUAUUGAUGAUGGAUCCUAUGUUGGCUGGUGCGAUGGGCAGCAUGAUGGGCGGAGGUGGUGGUGCUGGCGCUGGUACUAGCGGUAAUCCUAUGAUGGAUGUCAUGCCCACAAUGCCACCGCCUGUGCUCGCCGAUGAUCCUAAUAUGUUGCAGGUGAUGGAUGCCACAACAACAUUGGCAGCAGCGACGGCAAGCACAACAGCACCCGACGCAGCAGCGAGCACCGCUGCCGGCGCAAUGGAUAGUAGUACAUCGGCAGCAGCAGCAGCAGAUAGCAGCGCUGCGACCAUGCCUACGGAGGCUGUCGGUAGUAGCGCGGCGCCAGCAAGUAGCACAGAGAUGUCGUCUGCCGCGCCAGCUGCUUCCGCUUCCGAAACUCCCGCUGCGUCGUCAGAAGCACCUGCUAGUAGCAGCGCUACGACGUUGGACACGCGCAGUAGCACUACACCGGCCACACCUUCCUCAUCAACACUCAGUGACGAAAUCGCCGACGAAGGCUCUGGCGGUGGUGAUAUUGAUUUGGGUGGUGGCGCGCCAACGCGUCGACCCGGCCCAAUACGUGGUGGCUUCGAUAUUCUCAGCUUUCUGCGCAGCGCUUUCGAUUUUAAUAGUGGGCGACACAUCAACGACGAGUUACGCGCUAGUAAAAGAGAUAGCGAAAACACGCCGAGAAACGCGCGUCAACUGUACUCGCGUUGUACAGAUCGCCUCACCAUGCCGUGCAUUGUGGAAGACUUCAUAGGCAUGGGUCCGUUGGGUUCGCCUACGCUGCCGGGAUGUGAGCCAGUACACUGCGGCACGCAGUUCUGCUCUAGUGGCGCGUGGCCCUGCCGCAUUGAAUCUACCGUUACGCCUUUCUAUGUUGGCGUGCAUUUCGGCAGCGGGGCGGGCAAGGGAAGCGCAGAGGAUAACAUUGGAGCCUGCCUGCGUUAUCAGCAGGUGGAGUGUAUGUGA